UGGUGCACAGUUACGCACCACAAGGUAAAAAAAAAAAAAAAAAAAAAAAUAAAUCCUUUGACACAAUUGCACCCAAUUCGUACAGAAGGCGCCAGUAAGCCACAAAAAGGUAAAAACCUCCUGCUGUGAAGAGAUACCAUCCACUAACCAUUGAUCCAUCAAAGCCCCUACUUGUAUAGAAGCGACCUUCUUCGAUCUCCCUACACCUGGCCCCCCUACUCGCCCGUGCAGACAGAACCCAACUCUAUCCCUUCCCUUCACAGUCCGAUUGUUAAAAUUAGCAUCAUUGCUUAAAACGGAAAACGUGGGACAAGAAAAAAUAUCUUGUCAAGCAGAAAGAGAAUUCCUUGACACACACAGACCAUAGUUGUGUAUUUUUUGGCAGAGACAUACGUCUGUGCUCAAGUAGACGCUCUCUCAAGCGGGUAGUCUCUUCUUAUCUCCUAUCUCGAGAUGAAAUCAAAACACGUGGAGUUGGCGAACUUUGUGUUCUGCCAGAUACUCACCAACCCAAUCUUGUGGUGCAUGGUGGGCCUUGUCCUGGGGACAAUCCUCCAUGUGUACCAGCUCCAGUACUACGUUGCGCGUGGUCUUGAGAGCAAUGUGUACAUGUCCGAGUUUGUACUGGACAUGUUUCUGAAUGUGGUCACUUUAUUGUUUGUGGUUCGGUUCCUCUUUGAUGGGUCCAAGCACCGAUCUCUUUACUUUGAAGCCUUGGGACUUGUUGCUCAGAUCUAUAUCAGUUAUUUGGUGGUAUUUGAUGGGUUUUUCGCCAUUGGAUCCCCUUCUGAUCAACAAGCUGGAGGGUCGCAUCAUAUCACGGCCAUUCACUUACUAGUACAGUCCCAGAUCGCAUGUUCGGUCCUCACUCUGUGGAUGAUUCUCUACGAGCAAUACACCACUGGGUCAUGUCUCUCGACGGCGGUUUCACAAUGCAAUAACGCCUUUUUGCCCGUACUUCUUGCCCAUUCCUUCAGGUUUGUCUACACGGACUUUGAUGUGUUCAGAGUCAAUGUGGGGCAAACCAUGCCCAUCAUCCACAGCUGGGCAAUGUACCUGCUCAAGUUCUAUUGUGUUUUCGAGUAUCUAUUCUACGAAAUUGGUGAGAUUUCCGGCCUUUAUCGUAAGGAAUGGUGUGUUUACAAGCGAUGGAUCUUGUUGAUAUCGUUGAUAAUAUUCAUUGGGUUUGAUAUGAUGUAUUUAAUUGGCGGGUUGGCUAUAUAAUCCUAAUAGAAAAUGUAUAUUGUCGAUC
This is a messenger RNA of [Candida] anglica, 1252 nucleotides long. Lineage: Eukaryota; Fungi; Ascomycota; Pichiomycetes; Serinales; Debaryomycetaceae. The record is from the annotation of a GenBank genome assembly.